Rhodamnia argentea is the source of this 1922-nucleotide messenger RNA. RefSeq names its product bifunctional riboflavin biosynthesis protein RIBA 1, chloroplastic-like. NCBI's taxonomy places the organism in Eukaryota, Viridiplantae, Streptophyta, Magnoliopsida, Myrtales, Myrtaceae. Gene Ontology annotation, molecular function: GTP cyclohydrolase II activity; 3,4-dihydroxy-2-butanone-4-phosphate synthase activity. The coding region runs from base 178 to 1863 and encodes 561 amino acids. The transcript has 7 exons. Gene Ontology annotation, cellular component: chloroplast. Gene Ontology annotation, biological process: riboflavin biosynthetic process. The record is from RefSeq and is a predicted model, not a curated record.
UCUCUCUCUCUCGGUCCUUCCUCCGAGCUUCCCACUUGACAAUUUUGCAUCUUCUUCCUCCCCCAAUUUGAAUAUUCCGGGUAAUCUUGGCGGUGCAUAAAAGCAGCGGCCACCCCCUCAGAGACCCAUUCAAGAACCGCCUCGCGAAUUGGUUUGUUCAGUUCGAAUUCGACCGCAAUGGCUUCCGUCAACAUCGUCUCUCUCCCCACGGCUCUCGCUCGCUUGCAAGUUUCCAGGAACUCGAAAUCAUCCAAUUUGCUGCUCCAGGCAAACCAUUCUUCGCAAAUUGGUUUUCCAUCUGAUAUAACCGCGGUUUCAUUGGGUGGUAAAUUAUCUUCCAGUGGGAGGGGUGUUGUUGCAGCAAAAGCUGCAGUGAUACCUGGCGGAGGUGAAACUUUGUCUUAUCCUGGUGAUUUUGUGGUGAGCGAGACUCUGAUUGGUGAGGAAUCAGUUGGCAUUCAAUUGCAGCCUGAUGCAGUAGUGUUUGGAGCGCUUGCAGCUGAUACUGCGCCUAUAAGCACUUCUUUCCCCAUUGAAGAUGAUGAAUUUGACUUGGACCAACCCACAACAGGCUUUGCAUCUAUUCCAGAAGCAAUUGAGGACAUCCGCCAAGGAAAGAUUGUAGUGGCGGUAGACGACGAGGACAGGGAGAAUGAGGGUGAUCUUAUAAUGGCAGCAGAAAUGGCAACACCAGAGGCUAUGGCAUUUAUUGUGAAGCAUGGCACUGGGAUUGUUUGUGUGAGCAUGAAAGAGGAAGAUUUGGAGCGCUUGCAACUUCCUUUGAUGGUGAAUCAGAGGCAGAAUGAAGAGAAGCUUCGGACUGCAUUCACUGUGACUGUGGAUGCAAAGCAUGGGACAACUACAGGCGUAUCAGCGCAUGACAGGGCAACGACAGUUUUGGCUCUUGCAUCUGGAGAUUCAAAACCUGAAGAUUUCAACAGGCCGGGGCACAUUUUCCCAUUGAAGUACAGGGAGGGUGGUGUCCUGAAAAGAGCUGGGCAUACAGAGGCUUCUGUUGACCUUGCUAUGUUAGCUGGAUUGGAACCGGUGGCAGUUCUUUGUGAGGUAGUGGAUGAUGAUGGCUCCAUGGCAAGAUUGCCUAAGCUUCGUGAGUUUGCACUACGGGAGAACUUAAAAAUUGUAUCCAUUGCUGAUCUAAUCAGGUACCGCCGGAAAAGAGAUAAACUAGUUGAACUUGCUGGUGCUGCAAGAUUACCAACAAUGUGGGGUCCAUUCACGGCCCAUUGCUAUAGAUCAAUAUUAGAUGGAAUUGAGCACAUUGCAAUGGUCAAGGGUGACAUUGGAGAUGGCCAAGAUGUCCUUGUGAGGGUACACUCGGAAUGCCUCACAGGAGACAUAUUUGGAUCUGCUAGAUGUGACUGCGGCAACCAGCUUGCACAGGCGAUGCAGCAGAUAGAAGCUGCUGGUAGGGGCGUGCUGGUAUACCUCAGAGGGCAUGAAGGAAGAGGUAUAGGUUUGGGGCACAAACUACGUGCCUAUAACCUGCAGGAUGAUGGGCGCGACACCGUGGAAGCAAAUGUCGAACUCGGGUUGCCCGUUGACUCUAGAGAGUAUGGAAUUGGUGCUCAGAUGUUGCGUGACCUUGGAGUCAGGACAAUGAAGCUGAUGACGAACAACCCGUCAAAGUAUGUGGGGCUUAAAGGUUACGGCUUGGCUAUUGCUGGGAGAGUCCCUUUAGUAACUCCAAUAACAGAGGAGAACAAGAGAUACUUGGAGACAAAACGCUCCAAGAUGGGGCACAUCUAUGGUGCAGAAGUCAAUGGCCGCUUCAGCAAUCUCAUAAGCAAAAACGGCAAGCCAAGUAGUACUGUUUCUUCUGAUCUGGCCGUGUUAGACUCAUAGGAGCCGCUGGAUAGUUCGACUGCUGAUGAUUUCUUUGGGGGGAUUCAAGCAAGUUAACU